GUUUAGUAUUUGGCCGCGUCUCGCCGGAGUAACAUCAUAAUUCGCUAGCAACGUGUUCGAGGGUAACUGCGCACGAUCGGUGCCGUGCGCGUCGUCGUCAUUCUUGUGCUUAGAUUUGCGUUCUUUCGCGAGGGGGUUCUGGAAGUGAGGGCUUCAAGUGAGGGAGGGCAACAGCGCCAGCAACUUGCUGACAUUGACUGCGCUUAGAAGUGUUGGUAUUUGAGUGGCGUACCUUUAAUAUUGGAAGUGCUUGGUUAAAUUGCGGCAGCUGCUGUUCAUAGCCUCGUGCCUCUAAGCGCAUAUAUUUCCGAAGAGAAGUGUUUCGUGAAAAUGCUGCCCAUCUGGACCCUUGUGGUUCCAGCCCUGGUCGGCUUGUGGGCAUUGAGUUGUUGGUUGUACGACAAUCUGAAAUCUGUGGUGCAGAUAGUGAUUGCUGUGCUGACGCCGUACUUUGUCCCCGCAGAGAACAAAACGCUCGUGGAACGGUUCGGGAAAUGGGCCGUAAUUACCGGCAGCACCGAUGGAAUCGGCCGGCAGUACGCUCUCCAGCUGGCUGCCCGAGGAAUCAACAUCGUUCUCAUCUCACGGACAGUUGAGAAGCUAAUGGCCGUAGCGAGCGAGAUCGAGCAGAAACACCAGGUCAAAACAAAGUGGAUAGCGGCCGACUUUAGCCAAGGUCGUCCGAUCUACGACAAACUUCGGCAAGAGCUGGACGGAAUCCCGGUGGGGAUUUUGGUGAACAACGUUGGAACAAAUUUGGAGUACCCGGACGACCUGGACCGCGUUCCGGAGGACAAACUGUGGGAUGUGAUCAACAUCAACAUUGCUGCUGCGACGAUGCUUACCAGGAUAGUGCUUCCGGGCAUGAAGCAACGCCGCCAGGGAGCGAUUGUGAACAUUUCCUCCGGAAGCGAACUGCAGCCGUUGCCAUACAUGACCACCUAUGCCGCUUCUAAGGCCUACAUUCAUAACUUCACCCUGGCGAUGCAGUACGAGCUGGAGCCAUUCGGUAUAACUUGUCAACUAGUCAGUCCACUAUUUGUGACGACCAAGAUGAACAACUUCUCCACCACCGUAAUGAAGGGUGGUCUCUUCAUUCCGAAUGCCGAAUCGUACGCCAAGCACGCCGUCUUCACGCUGGGGAAAACGAAGCAAACAACGGGCUAUUGGUCCCACGGGAUUCAGUACUGCAUGAUCCGGUUGGGGCCGGAGUGGUUGCGAACCCUCAUUGGCGGCAUCAUGAACCAACAGUUCCGCGAGGAAUACUACGCGCAGAAACGAUCCACUGCAAAGGCGCAAUAGUGGGCCUUUUCUAGAGCAUUGUCAGAUAUAGUAUAUUAACAUUGUGGUCCACUCCUUUUCCAGAUUUGUGAAGGACAAAACCUUCAUGCAGCGGUGUCAUGGAUGAGCAGUAACCGGAUGUUAGGAUCAUUCCAAGGGAUGAGCUAAUGCAUUUUUAGUAUUUAAUUAAACCCAAUUUUCAAUAAGUUUUCCCAUGAAUUCGCUAAAUAAUGAGUACAAAUCAAAGCUGUUGGGAAACGUGUAAAAAUUAAACAAGCAAAAAAUUUAUCACGGACAAAUUCAUUGACUGUGACAUUAACAUUUGUACACUUUUAUGACGGAAGAUGGAGUUUUCGCUUUUCAUCUAUGACUAUUUACUGGGUGGACUAUAUUGUUAGUAUAAAGUAUUUCACAUUACGCAAACCUUUGUAUAGUAUUUCUGAAAAGACGUUGCAUUUGUGUACUUCUAAUCUACUUGUUACCGAAUAUAGCUUUUAGUACGAAUUUAAGCAAUAGUCAUAACCAACCGCCGCUCCUAUUUCGAUUGACCUAGCAUAAGACUGAUAACAGCAGUUGACGGAGAAGAUAAUGUGAAUCAAUGAUGAAAAUACAUUUCAAACGAACAUGAAAAACUA
Messenger RNA from Armigeres subalbatus, 1916 nucleotides. Its product is annotated as inactive hydroxysteroid dehydrogenase-like protein 1. The record is from RefSeq and is a predicted model, not a curated record. Gene Ontology annotation, molecular function: oxidoreductase activity. Bases 331 to 1302 code for a protein of 323 amino acids. The transcript has 5 exons. NCBI's taxonomy places the organism in Eukaryota, Metazoa, Arthropoda, Insecta, Diptera, Culicidae. Gene Ontology annotation, cellular component: mitochondrion.